GCUGGCAGUCCUGGACCGGUGAUGCUCAGGUUUGGAGUUUCAAUCAUUUCCAGAUUCGUCUUUAUAUAAUACAUAUACACCGUUAAUUAUAGCUACAUCGAGUCCGUGUAAAUAUAUUAUUGUUAGUACAAAAAAGAGCUGUGGUUAAGAGUAAACACCUAUUGCUCCCAGUCCCGCAACGGCUCAGGCGCAGCGGCAGAGGAAAAAAGAGGUCUGGUUGACUGACAACACAAAGAACCCCCCACCUGUAACCGUCACCCUCUGCAGCAAGUGAAAGUACCUCCAAGUGCAUAACCGUUGCACUUGUGGUCUGAUCUACCUCCAGGGCAGACUUUAUCUUCAAAGAUGAAGUUAAAGGAGGACAUGAAUCCCCUGCUACUGCAGGUCUUCCGCUCUGUUGUCUGGGUCUACUCUGUCAUCACUUUCAUUCCCUGGUACUUCUUGUCUGGAGCUGGGAACAGUUUGGAGCAGGCUCGACGCAUCAAGGCACGCUCCAUUAGCAGGAACCCAGCAGGGCCUUACAGAGCUUUCAACAGCCAAGAGAAGCUGGUAGCAUUGCUGCAGCCUGGUGUGGACACCUUGGACAAAAUGUUUGAACAUGCCGCUCACAGGUUUCCACAGAGAGACUGCCUCGGCACCAGGGAGUUGCUCAGUGAGGAGGAUGAGCUCCAGCCAAAUGGGAAGGUCUUCAAAAAGGUAAUUCUGGGGAACUACAACUGGCUGUCAUAUGAAGAAACCUACCUGGCUGCAAAGUGUUUUGGCAGCGGCCUCGCAGCUCUCGGCCAGAAGCCUCAGUGCAACAUCGCCAUCUUCUGUGAGACCAGGGCAGAGUGGAAUGUUGCAGCACAGGCCUGCUUCAUGUACAAUUUCCCACUUGUGACGCUGUACUCCACUCUGGGACCCAAGGCUAUCGCCCAUGGCCUGAACGAGACCGAGGUGACCCACAUCAUCACAAGCAAAGAUCUGCUUCUUAGCCGACUUAAGGCUAUACUGUGCGAUGUGCCGAGGCUGCAAUAUGUCAUUGUAGUUGACAGUAAACCCACAAGCUGGCCAGACAUCCCGAGAGGCAUCAUGGUCUACAACAUGGACGCUGUGAGGGAGAUGGGAUCCAAGCCUGACAAUAUCGCAGUUGACCGCAGACAGCCACAGUCCUCGGAUAUUGCCGUCAUCAUGUAUACCAGUGGAUCAACAGGAAUUCCCAAGGGUGUGAUGAUCUCCCAUGGCAACAUAGUUGCUGGCGUCACUGGCAUGGCAGAGAGAAUCCCUGACCUCAAUGAGACGGACACCUACAUCGGUUACCUGCCACUGGCCCAUGUUUUAGAGCUCAGUGCUGAAAUGGUGUGCAUCUCUCACGGCUGUCGCAUCGGUUACUCCUCCCCUCAGACUCUGGCCGACCAGUCUACCAAGAUAAAGAAGGGCAGUAAAGGCGAUGCCAGUGUGCUAAAACCUACUCUCAUGGCUGCUGUACCAGAGAUCAUGGAUCGGAUCUACAAAAAUGUGAUGACCAAAGUCGAGGAAAUGAGCAAGUUCCAGAAAACACUCUUUGUUUUGGCUUACAACUACAAGAUGGAGCAGAUUUCCAAAGGCUACGGCACACCACUGUGUGACAGUCUGGUGUUUAAGCGUGUGCGUGCGCUGUUGGGAGGAAACACGCGGGUGCUGCUUUCUGGCGGAGCUCCUCUCUCGGCUGCCACGCAGCGCUUCAUGAACAUCUGUCUGUGCUGUCCUGUGGGACAGGGUUACGGCCUCACAGAGACCUGUGGAGCGGGCACCAUCAGUGAGGUGUGGGACUACAGCACAGGUCGAGUUGGUGCUCCACUCGUUUGUUCAGAGAUCACACUUAAAGACUGGAAGGAGGGUGGUUACCACAGCACUGACAAGCCCAACCCUCGGGGGGAAAUUUUGAUCGGUGGGCCCAACGUAGCGAUGGGUUACUACAAAAACGAAGCCAAAAACCGUGAGGACUUUUUUGUGGAUGAAAAGGGGCAGAGAUGGUUCUGCACUGGAGACAUUGGAGAGUUUGAGCCUGACGGAUGCCUCAAGAUCAUUGAUCGCAAGAAGGACCUGGUGAAAUUGCAGGCAGGCGAGUACGUCUCUCUAGGAAAAGUGGAGGCUGCUUUGAAGAACUGUGCUUUGAUUGACAACAUCUGUGCCUAUGCUAACAGUGACCAAUCCUAUGUGAUCAGCUUUGUGGUUCCUAACCAAAAGCAGCUGAUGGUGCUAGCGAAACAGAUGCAAGUGAAGGGCACAUGGGAGGAGCUCUGCAACAACGCUCAGAUGGAGAGAGAGGUUCUUCGCGUCAUUACUGAAGCUGCGAUCUCAGCACAACUGGAGCGAUUUGAGAUACCAAAGAAGAUCCGGCUGAGUUCUGAGCCCUGGACACCGGAGACUGGCUUGGUCACAGACGCAUUCAAACUGAAACGCAAGGAGCUCAAAACACACUACCAGGAAGACAUUGAGCGGAUGUACGGUGGAAAAUAACAGAGACUCACUCCAAACAACACAAACCAACGUAUAUAUACAUAUACGUAUGUAUAUAUAACGCAUAUAUAUAUAUAUAUACAUAUACAUAUAUAUAUAUUUGUGCACUACACAAGAAGCUCAGUCACUACUACCAGGACAACUUAACAACAGUUAACACACACGCAUCAAUACAGACACACAAAGCGUCUCAUAUUCACCUCCUCCUCCUCUGUGGCUUCUCUGUGACGAGCUUUGAUCAAAGGAGAGUAAACAACUAUUGAAUCCAA
Messenger RNA from Solea senegalensis (Senegalese sole), 2750 nucleotides. RefSeq names its product acyl-CoA synthetase long chain family member 3b (gene acsl3b). NCBI's taxonomy places the organism in Eukaryota, Metazoa, Chordata, Actinopteri, Pleuronectiformes, Soleidae. The transcript has 15 exons. Gene Ontology annotation, cellular component: lipid droplet; endoplasmic reticulum; plasma membrane. Gene Ontology annotation, biological process: neuron differentiation; long-chain fatty acid metabolic process; long-chain fatty-acyl-CoA metabolic process. Bases 346 to 2481 code for a protein of 711 amino acids. The record is from RefSeq and is a predicted model, not a curated record. Gene Ontology annotation, molecular function: long-chain fatty acid-CoA ligase activity.